CGCUUUACCUGUCGUGCGCUCAGGUCGAACUGGUUACCAGUCUGGUUUCAGUGUUUCCCGUAGCUCUAUCCGAGUCCCGGAUCCCUCUGAUUGGCUGCAGAGAGACGAGCUCCUUCAGCCCACCCACCGCUCAUUAUAGGGACUCUUGCACACUCUCUUUCCUUCCUUGCAUUGAGUCUGGGACCUGGCCUGGGGCUGUACGGCACACACAGAGCGCGCAUCAUGGCAGCUACCCACAGCGAGUACAGAGGCUACCUGCGGAACACCGUCGACAUCGAGGCGGCGCAGCACCGCUUCCACCCGGCGCACAGCUCGGAGCCCACUUACCGGCCGCUCCUGUUCGGGACCCUCGCUGUUAUGGGAUUGCUUCAGGUGGCUUCCAGCGUGGCGAUCUUAUUACACCUGACGGGUUAUCUGCAAGAGGUAGAUUUGUCCACAGCUCCACAUCGGCCAAUAGAGGAAGUGCAGACGGAGCCGGUGCUGAACGCUCUGAGGGACACGAGGAAAAACAGACGGUGCAAAACUCCAAAAGAAAGCCUGCCGUCAGUUCAUCUACCAAUCAAAAGGCCCCAGGAGAACUCCAAGAAGGGGAAGCCGAACGCCAUCCUCAUCGACUGGGACGAGGAGCACGGAUACCGCCACAAAAUGGGCUACCAGAAGGGGAAACUACUGGUGAUGGAGUCGGGCUUCUACUAUAUUUACGCCAAAACCUGCUUCCGCUACUACAAGGACGGACCGGUGGAAAGCAGUCACGCCGAGGUCCCGCCCGUGGAUGUUAGCAACACCCAGCUCAUCCAGUACGUCUACCACGAGAGCAUCAAACAGAACAGCAAGUCUGUGAUGCUGAUGAAGACGGGCAGCACCAUGCGAUGGAACGACACGAGCUAUAACAUGUACUGCGCCCAGCAGGGCCGAGGAGUCCGGCUGGACGAGGGAGACGCCUUGUACGUCAACGUGUCCAACGCUUGGAUGCUGGACCUGGAGGGAGAAGGGACGUAUUUUGGUGCCAUAAAGUUGGGUAACUGAAAGAUAAACACGUGGGGAGCGGACAUGCUACUGAACAUUUGAUAUGCCAAAGAACCACUGUUAGUGAUUUAUGAUGUUGAUUUUUCAAAAAAAGUGUGUUUUUUUAUUGUUCAUGUGUCAUUUUUUUUUACAUUGCUCUUCACCAAACAGCCUUGGAGUCCUUUACGAGAAAUUUGGAAAGGGUAGUCAUCUCUUAAAAAAUCAUCUUGCCCUCCCCUCUAACAAUAUGAGACCCACAGCUCUCGACUUCAUCCAAACUAGCACUGGACUCUUUUUUUUUUAGACGUUUUUUCUUUUUUUAAGUAUUGUGGUUGGUGUUGUGAAAUUUCAAUACAUUUCAGUUCAGAUUACAACAUUCAGACUUAAGCACAGACAUGUGUUUAUGCACUAAUUAAACAAACCAUAGGGGAGCAACUGAGGAAGUAAGUUUGUUGGCAAGGAGUGCAGCGAGAAAGGAUUUAUCAGUGUUGACUGUUGGGAAAAAUGACCAAAAAGAACACUGCCGCUGAUCGGGCAUCUGCUUGCACUUAGCAGAUUAUCACAGGAUAAAAAUAAUGCCUCUGACCCACGGCAGUGAAUGCACAAAUGUUUUCCUGAAAGGUUUUGUAAGUGUUAACAAGGCAGGCAAUGAGGCGUCCUCACAGUAAGUAACUCAACGGUAUUAUUAAAAAUAGGCGGUUAGAUGGUGAGUUAUAUCACCCUCAGAAUCUCUAAGGCACCGUUUGAACUUAAAAUGCUUUGAAAGAUUCGCUUUGACUUUGUUUUUUUAAAGCAACAGUUGGAAAAGAAGGUCAUGUGUGUGUGCUCCAAAGACUCAUUUGUUAUCCAGUUUUCUGUCUUGAUGAAAUCUAAUGAGUGGCCUGCUUCACUGAAGGCGAUCACACGACAAUGUCAUUCUGGACUGAGGAGGAAAUGACAUCUGUUUGUCAUGUUUAUGACGAUCAACAAGCGAUGCAGAUAGCUGGACUGUCUGACCAUAAGUGACACGAAUGGACUCUUUGUCUUCUUUAACUAGAGGAACCAAAUUGAGUUUGGUUCAUCUUUAACUUAAAUUUUGUUUUUCAUUUGGCUCGUCAGUGAGGUAAAUGGGAAUAUGCACUAAAUAUUUAUUUAUUAGCUAUAGAAGUACAGAGACAGGUCAUUGUUACAGUGACCUUUCGGCUGUUAAAAUCAUGUAUAUUUUAUGUCUGUGUGACAUUCAUUAUGCAGCACUUAGAGGAAAUAGUAGACACGCUUUUUGUUAUUAAAACACAGGGGCUUCAUUUUAAAUUUCAUAUUUAUGUAUCUUGAUUUUGACAAUUCUGUGUGCACUUGCCUAGCCAAAAGCAAUAUGGAUAUAUUGUUUCUUCUACAAGAUUGUAGCAAACCUGUAAGAUCUUCAUCUGAUUCCAUCUGAUAGUUUUUCCAUUCAGUGUUUUUUUUUUAUUUAUG
Molecule: messenger RNA, 2457 nt
Organism: Epinephelus fuscoguttatus (brown-marbled grouper)
Lineage: Eukaryota; Metazoa; Chordata; Actinopteri; Perciformes; Serranidae
Gene: tnfsf11
Product: TNF superfamily member 11
Exons: 4
Coding region: 223-1026 (267 amino acids)
Biological process (GO): immune response
Cellular component (GO): membrane
Molecular function (GO): tumor necrosis factor receptor binding
Source: RefSeq, a predicted model, not a curated record